CGCAGUCUCUAUAAUUGCCAGUUAAGAUCAUUUCAAAAUUAUUAGUAAAUAUAUAUUCAGGUGAUAUUAUUCUGCUUUAAAUGAGAAUUUUUUAAACUAUUUGACGUCUGACAAGUAAACUCAACCGAUGCAAUAUAUAAAACGUUUUAUAUCAAGCAGUCCUAUAAUGAGUUUCAGUCAAAAAAUUAACUACCCAUCCGCAGAUAGGAAUAAGUCUUACAUAUUGGAGGUGUUACAGAAGGAGUUAGAUGAAUCAACGAAAGCAAAUGUUUUGGAAAUAGCCUCGGGCACAGGUCAACAUGCUUCUUAUUUCGCACAAAGCUUUCCCAAUUUCAUCUUCCAACCUUCAGAGUACGAUAAAUCGUUGUUCGAAAGCAUCUCUGCAUAUGCGGAUGACACACCUACAAACAACGUAAAACAACCACUUCAAAUCGACGUUACGCAGGAUUUUUCGAAUAUCGGUGUAUUUGAUUAUAUCAUUAACGUGAACAUGUUCCACAUAACCCCGUUUAAAUGCACCAUUGGGUUUUUCGAGAAUGGCAGUAAAGUACUUAAAACUGGAGGAAAGAUUGUGACAUAUGGACCCUACAAAGUUAACGGAGUACUCGAACCAGCUUCCAAUGUUCAAUUUGACGCAGGAUUAAGGAGGCAAAACGUUGAAUGGGGUGUGAGGGACAUAAAAGAUUUGAAAGCAAUAGCUGAACAAUAUAGGAUUAUGUUAUUGAGAAGCUAUGAUCUACCAUCCAAUAAUAAAUGUUUAGUAUGGCAAAAAUUGUAAUUUGGAAAUUAAUAAAUAACUGAUAUCUUA
This is a messenger RNA of Aethina tumida (small hive beetle), 808 nucleotides long. Its product is annotated as UPF0585 protein CG18661. Lineage: Eukaryota; Metazoa; Arthropoda; Insecta; Coleoptera; Nitidulidae. The transcript is spliced from 3 exons. The record is from RefSeq and is a predicted model, not a curated record. Bases 128 to 778 code for a protein of 216 amino acids.